CUAAAAGAAAAUUGUGUGUGCAGCCGCAUUUUCCACAUCUUUGACAUGUUCAAGGCUAAACAGCACACAAUUUUGCCAAACGUAAACACUUGCUAAGGUGCAUUGAAUCAACAGACGACAACACAGACCCGCUUAGGCCUUAAGCAUGGACCUGCCCUCGAUGGUGCAACGCUCGGGCGACACACUGAUCGUGCGCAGCGUCGUUAGCGGCAACCAACUGUACAUGGAGCAAGGACACAAUGCAGGCGCCACAGCUGCAGCAGCAACAGCUGCUACAACGCCGCCAGCAGCAGUAGCAGCAGCAGCAACGGGCGGCAGCGCAUUGGAGCAGCAGCUCGAGCGCUAUCACUUGCAACAGUUGCUGCAACAGCAGCAGCAGCAGCAACAACAGCAGCAGCAACAAGCGGCAGCUGUAGCAGCAGCAGCUGCUGUUGUCAACAGCGUGCAACAGCAACAACAGCAGCAGCAACAGCAGCAACACUCACUGGACGCCAAGGAGGAGGGAUUGCCGCAGUGCAAGAUUAAGCGGAAUUACAGCUGCAACCACUGCGCCUACUUUACGCAGAAUCCGCGUUACCAUCUGACGCAUCUGCGGGAUGUGCACGGCGAGAAGAUUGUGAUCAACAAGUGCAAGCUCUGUCUGUAUGCCUCGCGGCACUUCCAGAAGCUGGUGCGGCACAUGAAGAUGGUGCAUGGCUGCACCGACGGCAUCCCCAGCGGGCAUGGGCAGGCGCGCGGCAAGCGCGGCAUGAGCCGUGAGGCGCGCAAGCGGCGACUCGAGGAGAGCGUCGGCGUCAUGGGCGGCCAGGCGCUGGCGGUGCAGGUGCCGGACAUGCCCACCCUGGAGCAAGUGAAGCGCGAGCUGCAGCUGCAGGAGCAGAAACUGCAGCGUGACAUUGAGGCCUUCAAUCAGCGCCAGCGCGAGGAGCAGCAGCUGGAGCUGUACGAGCGUCAGCUGCAGACGCUGCGUGAGCUGGAGACGCGCGACAGCUACGAGCGUCAAUCGUCGCCAGCGGAGCCGCCCACGCCCUCGCCCAGCGGCUCAGCUACGCCGCCGCCGCUGCACUCCGGUGGCUCCGGCGGCGAGGAGCCGCAGAAUCGUCUGCUCAAGUGCAGCGCCUGCGACUACACCACACUCUAUCGCACCCAGCUGCGCAGCCAUGAGCUCGCCGAGCAUGGCAAGACCAAGUUCUUCCGCUGCGACAAGUGCAGCUAUGUGACCCACAUCAAGGCGCGCUUCAGCAAGCACGUCAAGUAUCAUUCGAUGCCCAUGAUCAAGUGCGUCACCUGCGACUUUCGCACGCCCUACAAGUGGAAUCUGGACAGGCACAUGAAGAAUCAUGGCGGCUCCGGCGCCUUCAAGUGCGCCGCCUGCGACUUCACGGCGGACAUCAAGCAAUCGCUAACGGUGCAUGAAAUGAAUCAUCACGUGCCGCCCGUGGGCAACGCUGGCUCCAUUUGGCCACGGCGCCAGAACAAAGUCGGCGCCAGCGAGCUCUGCGAUGAUUUCCUCAGCGACUCUGCCGAGCUCGAGGAUCAGUUCAACAACAAUAAUCUGGACGAUGAGCUGGAGGAUGGCGGCGCUUUGAGUGGCGAGGAGCACUACGGCAAGCGCAGCAAGUACGACGAGGAUGAGGAGCCCACCGAUCUGUCCCAGAAGGGCGGCUGCUCCUCGGACACGUCCAGCGUGGGCACCACCACGCCGCGUGCGCAGCGCCCCGUGCCCAAUCUCAUACCCAUUACCAAGAGUCCCAAGGACGUGCUGAAUCUAUCGAAGGAUACGAACGCCUCGCGCAGUUCGCUGACCGAGAUCGCAUCGCUGUUCUUCAACGAGAAGCAAAUCACCGAGAUGCUGGACAAGUCGGAUGUGCCACAGUUGUCGCCCGCCACGACGGUCACCUCGCAGGCCUCGUCGCGCAGUCUGCUGGCCAAGAAGGGCGGCGGCUUCUUCGACAAGCUGAAGACGGGAGCGCAGCACGACAAUCUCGUCUGCCAGUGUGGACAUGUGGCCAAGUGUCUAUCGGAGUCCAUCAUACACGGCAAGAGCUGCCAGGCGUCGGCAGUGGCGGCGGAUGAGGAUGAUGCGACGCUGCAUGAGGACGACGCCGAUGAUCGCUUGGAGAUCGACGAGGACGACGAUGAUCAUCAGUCGCACUCGGCGCUCAAUUUGAGUGUCACCGGCUCCACACGCUGCCAGCACUGCAGACAUCGCUGCAAGUCCUCCACCGAUCUGCUGCAUCAUCUGCGCCAAUGCGCCGAAGCGAUUCGCUGCGCCAACGAAAUGUACGACUCCAACUCGGGCGAGUCCGGCGAGCGGCGCAACGAUCUGCAGGCGUUGCAGCAACAGGCGGCGCUGCAGCAGCAACGCGUCUGCAUCUGGAACAAGUCCACCAAGGAGAUUGCCGCCGCCGUCGUCCAGCAGCAGGACAAGCUCAGCCUGCUGAGCAAAUCCCCCAGCAGCCAGGCCGCCAGCAAUGAGGAGAACAGCUACUAUGGCGUGGAGACUGCUCCGGGCUAUGGCGAGGUAACCAAAAAGAUGACGCCCGAGGAGGAGGCCGCCAACUCGUCCCUGAAGAAGGUCUACAAGUGUCCCCACUGCAGCUUCUGGGCCUCGACCGCCUCCCGCUUCCAUGUGCACAUCGUGGGCCACCUGAACAAGAAGCCGUUCGAGUGCUCGCUCUGCAGCUACCGCUCCAACUGGCGCUGGGACAUCACCAAGCACAUACGCUUGAAGACCAUCCGCGAUCCCUCGCACAAGACCGCCAAGGUGCUGAUGAACGACGAGACGGGCAGACGCAACUACACCAAGUACAAUAAGUACAUAACCCUGAUGAAGGUCACCGAGGAGGAUGGCGACCCCAAGCUAAUGAAGUCCGGCGAAAUGACGCCCAAUCAGGUGGCCUCGCUGGCCUUCCUCAAGGACUACCACAAGGUCACCGGACAUGACAUCACACUCGAGCCGGUGUCGCCCACCAAGCUCAACACGCUCGACGAUGCGCAGCUGGCGGAUAAUCUGAUACGUCUGCCACUGCUGGCGACGAUGAUGAACGCCGCCAUGGCCAAGCAGCAGCAUCAGCAGCAUCAGCAGCUCGAGCAGCAUCAACAGCAGGAGCAGCAUCACUCGACGAUGAUUACGCCAUCGGUGACCAUCUCGCCAGUGAAGCGCAGCGCGCUCCUGCCCAACAGCAAGCCCAGCGAUGAUCUCAUCACCGAGGUCCAGCAGGAGGGCAGCGAGAAGAAGACAUUCUACAGAUGCCGCAAAUGCAAUUUCAGACAUCACAAUCGCGAUGCGGUGCUGGCGCACGUGAAGAUUCACUACCAGGACGCGAGCAGCUAUGCCAAGUCAGCUGCGGGCAGCAGCAGCACGACGCCGCUGCAGGUGUCCGUGGGCAGCAAUCAGCAGCAGCUGUACAUGAACAAAGUAUUCGCCGCCAUGUGCCUGUCCCAGACGUCGCCCAAUGCGGCGGCGACGGCGGCGGGCACAUCGAACGCGUCGGGUCAGCAGCAGCAGCAGCCAAUGAUACCGGCGGGACUGCUGCAGCGGGCGAUACAGGAGGCGCAGCAUUCACCGACGCCAAAUGCGAGCGCGCUGAGCGGACUGGCGCUGGCUCUGGCGGGCGGUGGAGCGGUGCAAGUGAAGUGUCCAACGAAAGUAAACGCCGCCUCCAUUUUAGAGCACGGUGAGCAGAAAGCGAGUCAAAACGAGGCAAGUGCCGACAGUCUGACGUCGCCCACAAUCACCAACAACAACAACAACAACAACAGCAAUCAGCAGCAGAGCACAAGCUCCAGCUCCGGCAGCAGCGUUAGAUCGCUGCAGGAGCUGCUGACAUCACCGCGCACUAGGCCACAGCAACUGGGUGGUGGCACUAACAACAACAGUUCGGCUAAAAUGAUUGUGGUUAUGGCCAAAACGGAUGCGGGAUCAAACCAGCACCACACCAACUCAACCACCACCACCACCACCAACUCGAACGUUACAUCCAACUCACCUCUGCCAGUAACUACCACUCCUACUCCUAUUUCUACUUUUCCAACUGGUGCUAAGUCCUUGGUUCAUGCUCUGGGUAACAGUCACAGUCACAAUCACAAUCACAGUAACAAUCACAGUCACAGUCACAAUCACGAUUCACAUAACUCAUCAACAGCUGGUGAUGGUUUCUAUACGGCAACGGUUCUAACCCAUGCCCAGCAUACUAAUAACAAAUCCACGCCAGGCUCAAACUCCACCUCAAUCUCCACCUCAAACUCCAUUGUGUCGUCGUCGUCGUCAGCGUCGGCGUCGGCGUCAUGCUCAUCCGCCAGUUCGCCGCACUCGUCGCCGCACGCCGCGACAAACGCUGGCGUCCGUCGCGUCGCCGCCGCCAGCCAACGUUACCAUAGUCCAGGUAGUCCAUCUCUCUUAACGACCAUCAACGACCAAGAUCGACGCGAUCCGUCGCCCUAUCGUUGUGGCCACUGCCAUCAGGUGUCCAAUUGGAAGCAUGUGAUUCAGCGGCACUGUCGCUUAAAGCAUUCCGGGGAUAUACGGAUCGAGACCCUUGAGCGUGGCAACAGCAGCAGCAACAACAACAGCAACAGCAGCGCCAUCUAUCGUCCAUUGGGCGCAGGCGCCAGCAACGAAACCCAAGCGCAUAUCAACAACAGCAACAACAACAACAACUAUAAGAAACAUAAUAAUAAUAAUAAUAUUAGUAGUGCAAGCAGCGCUGCUUUGCUUAGAAGCAAACAGCUGGAGCAGCUGCUGCAUUCGCCUUUGAUUAAUGCAGCCAAUACGCCGCAGGAUCUGCAAGCAGCAGCAGCUUAUUGGGCUGUGGCAUACAAAGCCGCCAACGCUGUGGCCAGCGGCAGCGCUGAGGAGCUGCUGCAGCUGCAGCAAAACGAUCAAAUUGAAAUUACGCGACUGCCGGCAACACAAAGCAGCAGCGCCGCCGCCGCCGCCAGCCAAGCUGAGCACAGCAGUAGCAGCAGCAAUACGAAAAGCAAGCAGCAAAAGUGUCCUGUGUGUCCUUAUAUAUCGGAAAGUAAAUCGCAAAUGAAUUAUCACGUCUCACUGCAUAAGCCAACGCAGUACGAGUGUCCACAUUGCAGCUUUGUCUGCGCCAAGAAGCAGCACCUAAGCUCGCAUUUGCGCAGCGCACAUCAGCAGCAGCAGCAGCAACAGCAGCAGCAGCAGCAGUCCAGCUUGGACUUUAGCGUUGCGCUGCAGCUGGCAGCAGCGAAGCAAGCGCAAACAGCGCUGCCUGCUAUCGACUUGGAGCAGCUCGAUGAGCUGCAGCUGCCGCCCGAAUAUCAAUACAAGCUAAUCAGCUACUGUCCGCGCUGCCCAGCGCGCUUUGCGCAAAAGCACAACGAUGAGCGCAGCGCUCGUGGGGAGCUGGAGGCGCAUCUGGCUGCGCAUGAGCCGACGGCGGCGGAGCUUGACUUCAUCUGCAGCUACUGCGAGUAUCGCGCUGCUGCCGAAACGCUGCUGCAGCUGCAUCGCGCAGUGCACAUGUCGCACUACCAGGAGAAAUGCCAGCAGCUGUAUCGCAACUGCAAGGAGGAUGCAGCUUAUCCGGCGCCCAAGCUGCUGCAGCUUGCAGGCGCCGAAACCAUUUGGCUGGUGGACAAUGAGCUGGGCGCGCAGCUGCUGCGUCAGUCGCAGCUGGAGCAGGCCAACUAUGUUAGUCAAAAUUCGCUGCUCAAGAAGCAGCUAGAGUCGGGUGGUGGGGGUGGUGGCGGUGCCGUAGUGCGCGCUGCCACGCCCACCAAAGCGCAAGAGGCCGAAGAAGAUGAGGAGCGUCAAAGCAGCAGCACGCCCUCGACUAGCGCGUCGGUUGCCACCAGCGAUUUGGCUGCCGAUGGCAGCAGCAGCGAUGCUGCUUCCUCCACAGAUAUGCCGCAGUCAACGCCAGCGCCGCAGCGCUGCCUGCACUGCCCAUUUGAAACAAUGGCGCAUGCAGAGCUUGCUGCGCAUGCGCUGAAGCAUGCAGCGCAGCAGCCGCCAGCCGCGACUGCGCAGCAAUGCGCACACUGCGAUUAUUGCACACCCGAUGAGCUGGAGCUGGAGCAGCACACAGCUGUGCACUUCAAUGCCAGCGAGAAGCUCAAGUCAGUGGAGUUCUUUACGCGCUACGAUAAGCUUGAGAUCAGCAUGGAGCAGCCUGCAGCAGCAGCAGCGCAGCAGCAGCCACAGCAGCCUGAGCACAACAACAACCAAGACAAUGCCAUCAAUGCCAAUGUGCAGGCCACGCAGCUAGCCAGCGAGUCCUGCAAGAAAGCCGCUGAUAGCAGCAGCAGCAGCAGCAACAAGAUUAUUCUGUAUAAAAACGAUGAUCUAAAGGAGCAGCAGGAGCAGCUGCUGCGUAGCGAAAACAUUAGCGAUCGCUUGCGGCGUCGCAGUUUGCGUGGCAGCGCCACGCCCAUGGAGGAGUCAGACAAAAUGAUACUGGUCAAUGCCAAAACGGGCAAGAUAUUAGCCAGAAAGUAGGCGUAGACCACGCCCUAUUUAUAUAGUUUUUUAUUUUAUAUUUGAAAAGCGCACAUUCUUAUUUUACUUUGAUAUUGUUUUGUUUUGUUGUUGCUUUUAUUAUAACUUGGGGUCUUUAGUUAUUGUGCAUUAGUUAUUGUUUUAAGUCACGUUUCUAUUAUUUAGUUGUUACUAACACUUGCACACACACAACACACACACACAGCUGGAACAUGUUCCUGCACUUUAAGUUUAAGUUUUAUAUUUAAUUUUAAUUUGCGCUGCAAAAUCAAAACUCUAACUGCAAAAAUGAAAAACAAAAAACUGAUAUUCAAAAGCGUUUCAAAGAAAUACAACCGUAAAAUUCAAAAUUUAAUUUGUUUUUGAAUAGUAACUGUGAUUAUUGCUAAUUAUAAAUGAAAAACAAAACAACAACAAACAAAAAAACGUAAACUAAACGCAUAUAUCAUGCAAUGAAUAUGGUACUAUAUACAUACUAUAUAAUUAUAUUAUUAUAAUAAGCAGUUGAUUGGCGUUCGAAUCAAAUAUUUAAGAAAUCAAACAACCAACAAUUUACUAUUGUAUAAUAAUUUGCAAUAUUUGCAAUCUUUAUUUUAUAUAAUGCUAGCAAACGCACCGUUACAACAAUUAUGUUUAAUCUUUAAUUUAGUUCUUAAUUUGUAGUUAAAUCUAAACUUAAUGAAAAUAUGAACAUGGUUUUAUUUUUAUUUUUUUCUCUUUUUGUUUUCUUACAAUAAAAUUCAUUGUUUUGUAGCACAGUGUAAGCGUUAUCAUAAACUCUAAGCAAAUGCAAAGCAAAAUAUAUAUAUAAAUAUAUAUUUAAAAUUAAACAAAAAAAAAA
Molecule: messenger RNA, 7313 nt
Organism: Drosophila busckii
Lineage: Eukaryota; Metazoa; Arthropoda; Insecta; Diptera; Drosophilidae
Product: CG9932
Biological process (GO): regulation of gene expression
Cellular component (GO): nucleus
Source: RefSeq, a predicted model, not a curated record